Rotaria sordida is the source of this 2502-nucleotide messenger RNA. The record is from the annotation of a GenBank genome assembly. Lineage: Eukaryota; Metazoa; Rotifera; Eurotatoria; Philodinida; Philodinidae.
AUGAUUAUCAUGGGUACCCUAACAUCUGCAUCAUAUGUCGAUUUUUCUAAUGUUACAUUUAACAUUAAUGCAACAACAACAACAACAACAACAACAGCAUCAACAAUGCCUGUGUGGUUUCGAAUAGUAACUUUAACAUGCAUGAUAUUAAUCGAUAUAAGUGCAUUUCUUGGCAAUUUACUUGUAAUAUGUGCUUUUUUUCGUACACGUCGUUUACAAACAGUAACUAAUUAUUUUAUAGCAUCAUUAGCUUUUGCUGAUGCUUUAGUUGCAAUAUUUGUUCUUCCACUAAGUAUUUAUUGUUAUCAACGUGAUCGUUCAUGGAAACUUGGUUUAAUUUUAUGUGAUUUAUGGGUAUCAUCAGAUGUUCUUUUAUGUACAUCGAGUAUACUUAAUUUAACUUGUAUUUCCGUGGAUCGGUAUAUGGCUAUAACAAAACCAUUAACAUAUACAGCAUAUAGAUCGAAAUUUCUUGCUCGUGUUAUGAUUUUAUUAGUAUGGAUCGUUUCAGUCGUUAUAACAUGUCCACCGAUAUUCGGUUGGCGAGAUAAAAAUAGGCGACAAAAGGUCGAACAAGAAUAUAAAUGCGACUUAAAUACAGCACGAGGUUAUGUUGUUUAUUCAGCACUUGGUUCAUUUUAUAUUCCAGGUGUUGUGAUGAUAUUUGUUUAUAUACGUAUAUUUAUGGUUGUUUAUGAUCGUGAAAAUUUAAUAAAAAAAUUUCGCGAUGAUAAUAAUAAUAAUAAUAAUAAUAAUAAUAUUCGAUCAUCAAAUAUAUCAAUAAAAUCAAAUCCUAAUAGUUUUAUAACUAAUAGACAUAUGUCAAAUAAUAAUAAAAAACAAGAUAAAAAAUUUUCUUCAUGGUGUUGUUUUUGUUGUCGAAAACGAUCACAAGAAAAUUUAUCAUCAAGAACAUCAAUACCUCAUUUUACAUAUAAUCAUUGUCCAACUAUUGAACAAAAACAAAAUGGUUAUCUUGUAUAUCGUUUUACAAAUAAUAACAAUCAAAAUCAGAAUACAAAUUCACCCAUACAUCAACGACGAUCAAGUUCAAAAACAUCAAUUUAUUCACAUUCAUGUAAAAAUUCAACACAAAAAUUAAGUAAUACAUCCGAUGAUAUUUAUCAAUAUCGAUCGAAUUAUUUAACACAUAUUAAUCCGGAAUAUCAAUUUCGUAAAGAUGAUGAAUCAUGUUAUGAAUUAAAAACAUAUGAAACAUCUUUAUCACCAUUAACUAAACGUCGUUCACGUUCAUUUGAACAUUCAACAACAAGUAAAAUACGUGAUUUAAAUACAGAAUUAAGUCAUAGUCGACAAUUAAAAGCAGCAGCUGUGGCUGCCGCUGCUGCUAUUUCAACACCAACAACAAACACUAAAGAUACAAGGAAACAAAACAAUGAAAUUGAACAAUUAAUAUUACCAAUUCAAGAAAAUAAUGCUCAUCAUUUAUUUUCAUCAAUAAAUGAAAAUUUAAAUCAAACAAGUCAAUCAUUAAAUGAACUAACACAAUUAUCAAUAAAAAAAAAUACACAUAGAUAUAAAAAAAAUAGUAUGCAACAAAUAACUUCAAUACCAAUGAGAACACGAUCAACAACAAAUCCUUCAAUAAUGCAAAUAAAUCUUUCAAAUCAUUCAACAUCUUCAUAUUUUAUUAGACAAAAACAAUCUUUACCUGAACCAACACGUAUAAAUCGUCGAAUAAAAUCUUCACGUUUAAUAACAACUUCACCAUCAGCAUCAUCAAUUGAAAAUAGUAAACAACAACAACAACAACAAUAUAGAUUAACAAAUAAUUCACCAAUACAACCACCAAAAUCUUUUUCUUCAUUAAUACGUUAUUAUAUUAGUCGAAAUAAUAAUAAUAAUAAUAAUAAUAAUAAUAAUAAUAACAAUAAUAAUUUAAAUGAAAAUAAUCUUAAUCAAAAUAAUUCAUUAUGUUGUUGUUGUUGUUUUUCUUCAUCAUCAAUUAAUUAUAAUUCAUAUCAAAAUAGACCAAAACAAACAUUUACAGCAACACCAAGUUAUUCGUUAACAAAUGAUGAAGAUGAUGAUGAGGAUAAAAUUUCAUCAAAUGAUAUGACAAAUCGUACACCAAUAUAUCUAUCAGGUCAAUCAUCAAAUUUAAUACGUACAAGUGUACGUAAUAAUAAUACACCAGGUGAUGUUCAUCGUCGUGAACGUAUUCGUUUUAUGAAAGAACAAAAAACAGCAAAAACAUUAGCUGUUGUUGUCGGUGGUUUUAUUAUUCUUUGGUUACCUUUCUUUAUCAUGUAUGUUAUACCAGCAGAAAAACAUUCAUUAAAUGAUCAUACAGUAACAUUAAUAACAUGGCUUGGUUAUUUUAAUUCAGUUAUUAAUCCAUUUAUAUAUGCUUAUUGUUCAAAACAAUUUCGUAUGGCUUUUUGGAAUAUAACAUUUGGUGUAUGUAUUAAAAAAUCAUCUGCAUUAUUACCAAUAACAAAUAAAAAUAAACAAUUACAUCAACGUCGUAUUAAUCCAUGA